Mercenaria mercenaria is the source of this 2338-nucleotide messenger RNA. Its product is annotated as excitatory amino acid transporter 3-like. Gene Ontology annotation, cellular component: plasma membrane. Lineage: Eukaryota; Metazoa; Mollusca; Bivalvia; Venerida; Veneridae. Bases 124 to 1698 code for a protein of 524 amino acids. Gene Ontology annotation, biological process: L-glutamate transmembrane transport. Gene Ontology annotation, molecular function: L-glutamate transmembrane transporter activity; neutral L-amino acid transmembrane transporter activity; glutamate:sodium symporter activity. The record is from RefSeq and is a predicted model, not a curated record. The transcript has 11 exons.
AACUGUCAGUUGUAUUCUUGUGCGCGUGCAAUAUUGUUCAAACAAACAAGUGCGGUGAUUUUACCGGAUUUAUAAAACACAUACGUCCGUAAUAAACUCAAAAGAUUAAAACAAGAAAUAAUAAUGGGAAAACAAGGCACACCUUUGAAAGAUGCAUUUAUCAGAGUCGUAAAAAAUAAUCUUUUAGUAAUUUUUACUGUUGCCGGAGUAAUAUUAGGACUGGUCCUGGGUCUCGGGAUCCGGGAAGCAAAUCCGUCGACUGACGCCGUCAUGUGGAUUGGAUUACCUGGAGAGAUGUACAUGAGAAUGCUGAAGAUGAUGAUUUUACCUUUAAUCAUCUCUACUGUUAUCACAGGUACCGCAGCCUUAAAUCCGAAAUCUCAGGGGCGUAUCAGUGUGGUAUCCGUGACCUUCAUUGCCAUAGCCAAUACCAUCCCACCAAUUAUAGGCGCUGUGGUCGUUCUCUUAUUAAAUCCAGGGUCAAGUGUGAAGAAGGCUCACACACAACGCACAUCCAGCUCGCCAGUCAUGCAGACUCAAGAUAUUUUUGCGGACCUUAUCAGAAAUCUAUUCCCUGACAAUUUGAUUACUGCAGCGUUUCACCAGACCAUCACAGUGUAUGAAGAAGUGAAUAUAUUUGAUGAGGUAAGUGGCAGCAACGUUACGUCGAUUGUCAAGAAUCUAGGUAGAACCAACGGCACAAAUGUCCUAGGGCUUAUUAUCUGUUGUACUCUGUUUGGUGUCGGCACAGCAUCAGUAGGGCAUCACGGGAAAUAUUUCCUCAACUUCUUUCAGUCGGCGUCGGAAGUAAUCCUGCGUGUUUUACAAUGGCUUAUCUGGUUUACUCCUGUAGGAGUAGCGAGUCUGAUAGCCACUGUCCUGGCAGAAACCGUGGAUUUGGAGGGGACAUUUGCACGACUGGGGAUGUUUAUACUAGCGGCCAUGUUGGGCCUCAUUACUUUCAUGUUUUGUGUCAUUCCGCUGGUCUACUUUAUAAUUAUACGACGAAAUCCUUUCAACUUUUUCGUCAAUCUCAUACGACCUUUUAUGAUAACAUUCGCCACUGCUAGCUCAGCUAUAGCCAUUCCAGACACCUUAUAUUUCAUGGAACACAAGAACAAAAUUGACAAACGCAUAACGCGCUUUGUCGUUCCAUUCUCGUCCGCUUUGAAUAAAUCAGGCAGCGCCCUCUAUAUCGCAGCUUCUUGUGUGUUCAUCUGUCAGUUGGAAGGGGUUGAAACAAACUUCCCAAAAGUUUUAAUUAUAAUCAUACUCACAGCAUUGUCCACGUUUGCCGUACCGUCGGUUCCCAGUGCCGGCAUUGUAACAAUAAUUAUCUUGCUGACCGCCAUGAAGAUUCCGUCUGAAGCUGUAAGCCUCCUGCUCGCUAUUGAAUGGUUCCUUGAUAGAUGCCGUACCGCCGGAAAUCUUUACAGCCAGAAUCUAUGUGUUGCCGUCACUCAAAAGUUUGCAAAUCUACCACCGCCGGAUACUACCGACGACAGCGGUUUGGACGUUAUGGAUUAUGACUUUGAGAUAGUAGUCGGAAGUGAUAAAGAAACCAGGAGUUCCGCCGACGGUAUUACUAAACUUCCUCCGGAAUCUGAGAAAUUGAUAAAUCCCGUCGGUAGUAACAAUAAUAUGAACAAUUGUAAUGACAUCAUGAACAAUGACAGAAUGAUCGACGAGAGUGUUUGAUUAGAUUGCUUCUGUUUGGGAACAAUACGCUUUCCUCUAGGACUGUUUGAAGCGCUGCCACACUGUGCUUUUGAUGCACGUUGUUUUCACGAAUUGGAGCAAUGAUAAAUAAAUAUACCCAUAUUUAUAAUUGUUAAACUUAUUGACACUAUUGCAAAGUUUUAAUUAAUUUACUUGUUGAGAUGUAAUAUCAAAAAUCAAACCUGUAUUUGACUAAGAAAAAAAGAUCAGAAAAUGAACUUUGAACAGAAAUCCUGCAGUGAAAUAUGCACCAAAAACUGUACAAUCACUGACUGCUCCAACACAAACAUUAAGUUGCGCUGAAACCCUAGCGAUUGCCUGAGCUUGCAUGAUUGUUUGUGUGAUUGUAAGAUAGAAAGUGGUCGUUAUUUUGACAACAUGUUAAUAUUUAUGAACAAGGUUUAAACAUAGAGAGUUAUGUGCAUUCCGUCGAUUCAUAUACUAUAUUCAUACAUGUAUUAAAUCUGUAUCUUCCAUUGAAGUAACUAUCUCAGUCUAUGACGGGGUAAAAUCUAAUGAUAUUAAGAUGUUUUCCGUAAUGUAUAUGCACAUAUUGUUUAUGAACAACUGUUUCAAAAAUAAAGGCAAUUUUAAUGUGUAAGACAUUUUCUGAAACGCA